Molecule: messenger RNA, 9760 nt
Organism: Eublepharis macularius
Lineage: Eukaryota; Metazoa; Chordata; Lepidosauria; Squamata; Eublepharidae
Gene: MXRA5
Product: matrix remodeling associated 5
Exons: 6
Coding region: 1-8298 (2765 amino acids)
Molecular function (GO): protein binding
Source: RefSeq, a predicted model, not a curated record
AUGAAGAAAUUUGAAAAGAUGCUAAAGAAACCACAUUUGGGGGCACUAUCCGUGGUGCUGAUUCUCUCUCUGGGGCUUCCAGAAAUCACACUUACGUGUCCUCACCCAUGUGCCUGUUAUGUUCCCACUGAAGUUCAUUGCACAUUUCGGUCCUUAGUAGCUGUGCCAACAAGAAUCUCAAAACAUGUGGAACGAAUCAACUUGGGGUUUAACAGUAUACAGACUAUAGCUGAAAAAUCAUUUGCUGGACUUACAAAACUAGAACUUCUCAUGAUCCAUGGGAAUGACAUCCAAAAUAUACCUAAUGGGGCCUUAAAAAAUCUGUCAUCAUUACAGGUAUUCAAAAUAAGCUACAACAAGUUGCAAGUUUUAACUGGUCAAACCCUACAAGGGCUUUCAAGCCUAAUGAGGCUGCAUGUGGACCACAACCAAAUUGAAUUCAUCCAUCCAAAUACAUUUAAUGGCUUAACUUCCUUGCGACUUCUCCAUUUGGAAGGAAAUUUACUCCAACAGCUUCACCCCAACACAUUUUCCACAUUUAUGGUUCUUGAUUAUUUCAGACUGUCAACGAUAAAGCACCUGUACUUGUCUGAAAAUGCUAUUAGAACACUCCCUGUGGGCAUUUUUCAAAAAAUGCCACUCCUAGAAAACGUGUAUCUUCAUGGGAAUCCCUGGUCCUGUGACUGCAGGUUGAAAUGGCUUCUUGAAUGGAAUGAAAAGUCUACAGGUGUCCUAAAGUGUAAAAAAGACAAAAUCUAUGAGGAUGGGCAGCUUUGCCCAAAAUGCACCUAUCCUAAGCAACUCCAGACACACGAUAUUCAACAUUUGCAAGACAUUUCCUGCACAAAGCCCAUCAUACAGUCUCCACUAAAACUUAACAUUAGCCACAAUGAGGAGGAAGAGGAGGAAGAUGACAACAGCUCUGAAUUUCACAGCGAAGAAUUUCAACUGACUCCAUGGAAUAUUACCCUGAACUUGACAGAUGAGCAUGGAAACAUUGUGAAUCUGCACUGUGAAAUCAAGAAACCAUCAGACUCUACCAAAAUCCAGUGGAAUCAAAUCUCUCCCCAAGAAAUUGAAGUCAAUGCCUCCAUUUCCCUGGAUAUGGAGUGCCUUAUGAAUCGAGAAAACUAUGAAAAACUGUGGAAACUAAUUGCUUACUAUAGUGAAGUCCCUGUCAAAUUAGAAAGAGAACAAGUGCUCAGCCAUGAACCUAAGCUGAGCUACCAUUACAGGCAAGGUUCUGAUUAUGAUGCACUUUAUUAUACAGGGGUCAAAGGCAGAAUCCUUGCUGAGCCUGCCUGGGUAAUGCAACCUCUGAUACACAUCCAGUUAAAUAGACGCCAGAGUACUGGGCAGAAAGUAGUGCUGUCUUUUUCUACCCAUGUAUCCCAAACUCUUCAAACUCAAGGAAACAGACAGCAGAGAAACAGCUGGGUUAUGAUAGAGCAAGACCUGCACACAAAGGCAGCUCAGAGUGUAGUAGAGGGUUCAGAUGCUCAGCUGAGUUGCAAUGUGAAAGCAACAGAAAGUCCUUCCAUUAAAUGGCUUCUUCCAGAUGGGACUAAACUGAAAGCUCCAUUCAAAAUGGAGGACAGUAGAUUUUCUGUACUCAGCAGUGGUCAGUUGAUCAUCAAAUCUGCAACUUAUACUGAUUCAGGAGUGUACUACUGUGUUGCUCAAGUGAGAGGUGAUAUUGAUUCAAUGUCAUAUAGAGUUUUGGUGCAGCCUCCAGUCCUUCAGCCAGCAGACUCUGAGAUAGUAAAGGUUCAAAAAAAUGUGGGGGAAUCCAUACUUUUGCCCUGCACUGCAGUGGCCAUACCAGAUGCACACUUAAGCUGGAUACUUCCAAACAGUCAAGUUCUCAAUGAUUUAUCAAACUCCUCCAAUGGGUACAUUUUAGACAAUGGCUCACUGUUAAUUCCACACAGCCACAUCAGUGACAGUGGGUAUUAUCGGUGUGUGGCUAUAAACCAACAAGGAUCAGAUCAAUUUGCUGUCAGAGUAACAGUAAAUAAAAUGGGGUCUAGCAGAUCCUCAAAAAGCAUGAAAUUAAAAAAGCAUCCUGGUUCAAGAACCUCAGUAAAAACCAAGGUUCAAGUCAUAGAUGAUGAUGAAGGAUCAGGUGCUGGAGAGACUGAUGAGACUGUAAGUAAACAUAUCCACUUGAAGAACCAUGAAGUAUCCCUUAAGCAAAAGAAGGACUAUGUUUUUCAUGGCCACAUGAAAAAGAAUAAAAAGGGAAAACAUAAAAUGAAAUUAUGGAAAGGAAUGGAUAGGACUCCAGAGAUCAAUGUUGCUGAGGGACGUAGAGUAUUUGAAUCUCGGAGGAGAAUAAAUAUGGCAAAUAAACAGAUUAAUCCUCAACAGUGGGCCAGCAUUUUGGCCAAGGUUCGUGGCAGAAAUCUUCCUAAAACAACAAUGGCUCCAGUCCCUUCUCUAAGGAUUACUACAGAGACUCCACUUAUGCACAAAACUACAAGAGCUCCCCCUCCCAUUGUCAGUCCCCCUCAAGAGACUACUAUGGAAUCUCCUGUCAAUGAAGAGGAGUCUUCUGGUGACAUGUCCUACUUGGAUGAGGCAAAGCUGGUCUCAGUCACCAUUGUUCCCAUUAUCAGUGCACAGGAUUAUAAUCAGGUUCAAUCACCCACAGUAGUGAGUGCUGAGACAGAGUCUGUUAUAAAACAUGGAUCAUCAAACACAUCAAGAAGGAUAUACCACGUGGAAACACCUGUUUCGAAAGAUGCUUGGAUCUUUCCAACUGUACAGUCACAUGCUUUGAGAACAGAUUAUUCCCCAACUGUACCCAAUGCUUUCACCAAAGAGCAGUCAAAUGAAGAAAUAAUAAGCACUGUGCCUUAUAUUCAGAGUACUUUGAUCACAGCACAGAAGGGGGUUAGAACCACACAGUAUACAUCCUCUUCUGUAGAACUACCACUUGAAGGCGAUGUAUCUGCAGACAAUAGUGCCUCUGAAAAUUCAAAAGUCUUGAGUACCAUUUUUAUUCUUGCUUCUCCAUUUAAAGAUUCUGGUCCUGGGGACAGUAGUGGCAUAGAACAUCAGCAAGUAGAAAUAAAUUCUCACCCAAAUAGGGCAUCGGAUGGAGUAGCACUUGAAAACGUACAUACUCCAAUACCAGAGUCUGUUUCUACUUUGGAAAGUACUGCUGCUCCACUUAAAAAGAAUGGCUGGCUAAUGACUGCUGCUGCUGCUGCUGUUGCUGUUAACAAGCUGACCACAGUGGCAAUGAUUCCAGAACAUGGCAGAACAAGCAGUACCUCUGCUUCACAGCUUCCCAAGCAUUCUCGAAGAAGACAUGGGAGAAGGCGAUUAAGGUUCAGAAGGCCAAAACCUAUUCCUCCUACUGCCACUCCCAUGGAAGUUAGACCUUCUGUUCAAAAUAAACCUAAAAUAGAAGAUGCAACCCAAAGUUUGCAAGGGUACUUUUUAAGGAAUCAUCAUAAACCUGGUGCUGAAGCAGAAACUGCAAAUGAACAUAAACCUUUGGAAUUAAGCCCUUCAUUAACUACAAGUGCUAGAGCGUUACAAAAAUCCAUCAGAGUCCAUGAUCUGGAGGUAGUUUCUGUCCUCAGUCUUUCUCCUUUGCUGCCUAGAACACCUGCAACACUUUCUAACACUGCCAAAGACAUGCUGAUAUCGCUACCUGAAGUAGUGACCUCAGCUCCUGAUUCAGAACUGUUUUUAUAUCCUAGAUUACAGCAUCAAUUAACAGCAUCAACAGACAAUGAAUUCAUCAAAUCUAUUGAAGAAAAUGUUCUUACAACAAGCUACAAAGGCAGGGAUGCACAUACACAAAGUUCUUCGGUAUCUGUUGAAAGUUUCAUUAGUCCGGUGUCACCUGUUUCCUUGAUGUCAGAAUCUGAAGAAGACCAUGUCAGCUCAUCAUCCCCAGAGAAUAGAGUCAUCUCAAAAACACAUCCAUCAAGGCCAGCCGUUGUACAGCAUUGGACAACUGUUAACAGCACAGCGGUACAUUUUACGGCUCCUUCAAAUGUCAGUGAAUUGAAGAACUUUUCAGGCUUACUAAUGCCGACUGCAGUCACAUUAUCUUCUCGUCAAAGAGAAACAGAGACUUCAUCUCACUAUAGAGCAACAGUUGAUGAUCUUUUAAAAAACCCAGAAAGUAAACAAGCUAUGAACCCUUUGCAUAACAAAACACAAAUAAGAACUUCUUCGAGUCACACAAAGGAAAUGAUCACUCAGUUACAAAACCAUCAUGAUCAGACUGCUGUUCAUAGAACUGAAAUAAACUAUUCUCCAGUUCUGCCCAUUGCAUCUGUACAUCUGGCUACUACUGUUUCACCAUCAGAAUCUAGCACUCUGAAUUUUUCUGAACGUUUUCCUACUAAAGAAAAUUACACGUCAAGUCAAGUCAUAUCUCCUGACAUUAAAGGAUCCAAUAGAGCCAAAUUUAGCUCAAGGAAGAAUGAACUUUUCUUUAUCCAUUCAAACCAGAACAGAAUAACCACACAACAAAAGGAAGCACAAUUGAAAGAACCAUCAGGUAGCAGAACACUCAACAGUUUAUCUCAGAAUCCAAAUGCUCCUCACCAACCAAUUGGAAUCAUACCAAUUUUUAAUCAGCCACCUGCUUUCCCACUACCAAAACGCCCUCUUGUGAGAGGUACAGUGAAGCCUCCAUAUCUCAUUGUACCAGGUCUGUUUCAUCGUUUUGGAACUCAUCAGCCUCCCCUUCAUUAUACCAAUAAACCAGAAAUAACUGCCUAUGCUGCUCACACCACACAAGACAGAAGAACCUCUUCUCUUCCUGCAGAGACCUAUGCCACCACAACAGCAGCUCCAAUAUUCAGACUGAAGUCAAAUCUUCCAAGCAGAUUUGGCAAUCAGGGUGAGACCAGAUACAACAUUCCAUCCAGAGUUUUUGUCAAUAAUUAUCUUCCUGAUACCAAAGACAAACAUGGAAGAGUAACAAAUCAAGCUAGACCAUAUUUCCCCAAACCCAGACAACCCUUCCUGUUUAACAGAACCAAAGUAGUCCAAUACUUGGAUAUAAAUUCAAAACCAAUGACUAAUCUGCUUGCCCCUGCAAGCACAACUGAGAAGAAAUUUCUCUCUCCAACUAGUAUUAUAACACAGAACACUCCUGUAAGGGUCACAGCUAUUGCAGUCCCUCCUCUAGCCCUAAGUACUGCACCACCAGCUGGAACUAUCCCUCCUGCAUUCAUUGCUCCAAGUAUUAAACCUCAGAUGGCUUCAACCUUACAGUUCUCCCGAAGCAUCCCUAACAGCAGUCCACAUGUGCUGUUUGUGCCUAAACUAGGAGGAAAGACAUUUAAUUCCAGCAAAAUUCAGCCUUCCACAGAUCUCAGCACACAGGGAGAAAGACCUAUGAUUUUAACAAAAGGAUCUAACAGUUUAUCCAUCCUUGCUGAAUCAGAUGUUGUUAUCCCAUGUGAUGCCACUGGAGAACCAAAACCUUUGCUUUCUUGGACAAAAAUAUCCACAGGGGCUAUAAUGACAGCUAAUACAAGGAUACAACGUUUUGAAGUCUUGAAAAAUGGUACUUUCAUUAUCCGGAAAGUUCAGCUUCAGGACCGUGGACAGUAUUUUUGCAUGGCUCAGAACCUGCAUGGUACUGAUAAAAUGAUUGUCCUGUUGACAGUCCUAGCCCAGCAGCCCAAAAUAUUAGGUUCACGUUUCAGAGAUGUGACUGUUUAUUUUGGAGAAAAGGUGACUAUGGAUUGCCAAGCCACUGGAAUUCCAAGCCCACACAUUUCUUGGAUUUUCCCUGACAGAAAAACAUUGCAAACUGUGAGCACUUCAGAGGCAAGAGUCAUUCUGUAUGAGAACCGAACUUUGUCCCUCAAGGACACUAACUUCUCAGACCGGGGAGUUUACAAGUGCAUAGCCAGCAAUGCUGCUGGGACAGAUAGCAUUGCUGUGAGACUUCACAUAGCCGCCUUGCCACCUAUUAUCCAGCAGGAAAAACAGCAAAACAUUACCCUCAGUGUGGGACAGAACGUUCAUAUUCACUGUAGUGCCAAAGCUGCUCCUUUGCCUAGCAUUCGUUGGGUGCUUUUUGAUGGUACCCAGAUUCGAACCUCCCAGUUUGUCCAUGGGAAUCUGUUUGUUUUUCCAAAUGGAACCCUUUACAUACGCAACGUUUCACCCAAAGACAGUGGGAGCUAUGAAUGUAUUGCAGCCAACAUGGUAGGUGCUGCCAGGAGAUCGGUAUGGCUGCAUGUCAAGAAGCAGUCCACAAAUGCUAAGAUCACUGGGAGUUCUCCCCAGAAAACUGAUGUGACAUAUGGCAGCACCCUACGAUUGGACUGCAGUGCAUCAGGGGACCCCUGGCCACGGAUUCUCUGGAGGCUGCCUUCAAAAAGAAUGGUGGAUUCCAUGCACAGUUUGGACAGCAGAAUCAAGGUAUUUGGCAACGGAACUUUGGUCAUCCAUUCUGUCACUGACAAGGAUGCAGGGGACUAUCUUUGUGUUGCCCGCAAUAAGGUUGGAGAUGACUACGUGGUCCUCAAAGUGAAUGUGAUGAUGAAACCUGCAAAAAUAGAACACAAGAAUGAGAAUAACCACAAGGUGAUAUAUGGCGGGGAUCUGAAAGUAGAUUGUGUAGCCACAGGUCUGCCAAACCCUGAAAUCUCCUGGAGUCUUCCAGAUGGCAGCAUGGUCAACACUUUCAUGCAAUCUGAUGACAGCGGCAGCCGAGCAAAGAGAUACGUGGUAUUCAACAAUGGAACACUGUAUUUCAAUGAGGUAGGACUGAGAGAAGAGGGGGACUACACCUGUUAUGCUGAGAAUCAAAUUGGCAAGGAUGAGAUGAAAGUCCGAGUCAAAGUAGUGGCUGAGCCUGCCAGUAUUAGAAACAAAACUUUUACAACUAUCAGUGUUCCAUAUGGGGAUGUGGUAUCUGUAGGAUGUGAUGCCAAAGGUGAGCCCACACCUAAAGUUACCUGGUUGUCUCCAAGCAACAGACCCAUCCCACUUCUAUCAGAUAAAUACCAGGUGUACAGAGAUGGGACACUUCUUAUUCAGAAAAUGCAAAGAUCCGACAGUGGCAAUUAUACGUGUAUCGCACGGAACAAUGCUGGGGAAGACCGAAAAAUUGUCUUGAUCCUCAUCGAUGUCCAGCCUCCCAAAAUCAAUGGGCAUCCCAGCAUCAUCACUUCAGUGAGAGAAAUGGCUAUGAAAGACAGUCGUAAACUGGUUGACUGCAAAGCAGAAGGGAUCCCAUCUCCACGGGUCAUGUGGGCCUUCCCAGAAGGAGUGAUCUUACCUGCUCCCUAUUAUGGGAAUAGAAUCACUGUGCACCGUAAUGGCACAUUAGAUAUUCGUGGUGUAAGACAGACCGACUCAGUGCAACUAGUGUGCAUUGGCAGGAAUGAAGGUGGGGAAGCCAGGCUCAUUGUGCAGCUGCAAGUGAUGGACCAUGUGGAAAAGCCCACUUUCAAGGAUCCAGUCACUGAAAACAUCACUGCUACUGCAGGCCACAGCAUCAAUCUGAACUGCUCAGUUCAUGGAAAUCCCCAGCCGACUACAGCCUGGAUCCUUCCAAAUGGCACCGAACUGCAAAAAGCCAGUCAUUUGCACAGGUUUUAUCAUAAGAGAGAUGGAAUACUUCACAUCAGUGCCCUCUCUGGAACGGAUGCUGGCACUUAUCGCUGCACAGCCAGGAACUCAGGUGGUUCUGCAGAGCGAGUGGUCUUCCUCAAAGUGGGCCUUAAGCCAGAAAUCAGCAACCAGUAUAACAACCUGGUGAGCAUCAUAAAUGGAGAGACCCUGCAGCUCCACUGCAUAACGCAGCCCAGUCAGCGGGCUCGCAUAACCUGGACUCUGCCCAAUGGGAUGGUAUUAGAUGGUUCUCAGACCAUGGGUCGAUUCUCCCUGCUGGAGAAUGGCUCUCUUACCAUUCGUGAAGCAUCUGUGUUUGACAGAGGUACUUACCUGUGCAAGGCAGCAACUGAGUAUGGUUCUUCCCUUAUGAAUGUUCCAGUGAUUGUGAUAGCCUACCCACCCCGUAUCACAAGCGAACCAGCGCCUGUCAUCUACGCAAGGCCUGGCAAUACAGUGAAGCUGAACUGUAUGGCCAUUGGGAUUCCUAAAGCAGAAAUAACAUGGGAACUCCCAGACAAAUCACAUCUGACAACAGGAGCUCAGUCCCGUCUGUAUGGAAACAAAUUCCUUCACCCUCAGGGCUCAUUAAUCAUCCAACAAGCUAUGCAAAGGGAUGCAGGCUUCUACAAAUGCACUGCUAAAAAUAUACUUGGCAGCGAUUCAAAAGCAACCUACAUACACAUAUUCUAAAGUUCAAACAAAUGCCUUUGAAUACACAAAUAUCCAAAGACCCUGCCAAGUGAGCACAGCUAGGAAAAUAUAAUUGCUAAAUGGAACCAGUUGUAUUAAGCGUUGAAAAAUAGGGUUGCACUAUAAAUGGCAUAUCACAACUUUACCUUUUGUGCAAUACCAAAGUACUAAUCUGGUGUUAGAAGACCUCCAGACUAUUUCAGUGAUGCAUCUGGGUUUUUCACCUUAGAACCUGUAACUAGAUCUGGAAGAAAAUUCAGAGUCUGUCAGUGUUUCAGAACAAGUUUGUGAAUUUCAAAAAAAAAAAAUUGAGUGAUAGCUGUAUGAAAAAAAAUUAAGAGCAAGAUCCAGUUAACGUUAAGAAUUUUUAGACCACCUUAAUUUCAGUGAGUGGGUUUGAGCAUUAGAAUCCAUGGAAACUGAACAUGUUUGAAUUGCUCUCUGUGUCCUUAAGGCUGGAUCUACACAUUAUAUUAUAACACCAUUAUAUGUAUCCAGUUAUUAAUCUCUUACAUAACAUGUGUGACCACUCAUCAAAUGACAUGAUGUCAUUACAGUAUGAAUUUCCCCAUCCCACAUCAUUGGUUGCCCCUGGAUGGAGAGAUUCUCAGUGUGUUCCUACGAUGUGAGAUUAAGAGUUCCUUACAGGGCAGAGGAAGAAAAUUCAAUAUGGUAAUGCAGUGUUCAAUUACAAACUGAAAUAUAUCUGGCCUAAAUCUGAUUGAAGUAAAGUACAUUUAGUACCAACUUGCUAAAUUAAUUGUUUUACAUCUUGUAAUUCCUAAAAAAUUGGAUCCAAUGGCAUCCUUGAUUAGGAAUGCUGGAAAAAGUUAAUAUAAAUUUGCAUUCUUUGUAAGCAAAUUGAAAUUCUUGUCCUAGUUCAUUUUGCUUCAGUCUAUAGCUAAAAUGCACUGUCCGUUAAUAGUGAAAAUAGUGAUUCCUUGUGAAAAUUGAUUCCUUGAUGCAAAAAGCACCUUAAAACAUACCAAAAUAGUAUUAAAAUGUAACAAAAGAGCCAAUUUUAAAAAACUCUUUGUUGAUGAUGAUGAUGAUAUUGUUCGACACAUCCCAUUUCUUUAAUCCCCUGCACUGCUGUGAUGUAGCCGAACCUUUACAGGACAUAAUUUCUAACUGCUCUGUGUUCAUUCUUUUAUUCAUUCUGUGUUCAUUCUCCAGGAUCAAUACUUCAAUUAGCAAUUUUUUAAAAACCCUUUGAUUUAAUUCCUGGACAACCUACCAAUAAAUACUGCAACAAUGCAAAUGCCUCACAGCUAGGUAAUCCCUAGCAGAUUUCAGUCAUUCUGUAUAUUAUUUGUUUUUCCAAUCAGACCAUGAGACUGGAAGAAUAACAAUGACCUGUGUCUCAGUGUAUAAAUUAUUGGUCUUUACAAGACUCCGAUAUUUCGACAGUGUUUUAUAUAAUAUUAAGAUUAGUAUACUGUAUGUUUUAUAAUAAAAAAUA